Messenger RNA from Zalophus californianus (California sea lion), 782 nucleotides. RefSeq names its product RB binding protein 9, serine hydrolase (gene RBBP9). The record is from RefSeq and is a predicted model, not a curated record. Gene Ontology annotation, molecular function: hydrolase activity. The coding region runs from base 58 to 618 and encodes 186 amino acids. NCBI's taxonomy places the organism in Eukaryota, Metazoa, Chordata, Mammalia, Carnivora, Otariidae. The transcript has 5 exons.
CUGGAGCUCCUGGUACUGCAGGUUCGGCUGCUGGGCGACACUGGACCCUCUGCGCUCAUGGCUUCCCCAAGCAAGGCAGUUAUUGUUCCCGGGAACGGAGGCGGGGACGUGGCCACGCACGGCUGGUACGGCUGGGUCAAGAAGGGGCUGGAGCAGAUACCUGGUUUCCAGUGUUUGGCUAAAAACAUGCCUGACCCAAUUACAGCUCGAGAGAGCAUCUGGCUGCCCUUCAUGGAGACGGAGCUGCACUGUGAUGAGAAGACUGUCAUCAUAGGCCACAGUUCUGGGGCCAUUGCAGCCAUGAGGUAUGCAGAAACACACCAAGUAUAUGCUAUUGUGUUAGUGUCUGCAUACACCUCCGACUUGGGGGAUGAAAAUGAGCGGGCCAGUGGAUACUUCAACCGUCCCUGGCAGUGGGAGAAGAUCAAAGCCAACUGCCCUCACAUUGUGCAGUUUGGCUCCACUGAUGAUCCUUUCCUUCCCUGGAAGGAACAACAAGAAGUGGCUGAUAGGUUGGAAGCCAAAUUGUACAAAUUCAGUGACCGUGGCCACUUUCAGAACACGGAGUUUCAUGAACUGAUUAGUGUGGUAAAGUCUAUGCUGAAAGUGCCAGCAUAGACAGGAUGGGAUUUCUGCUAUUUUGCAUUCCGGUGUAGGGGUAGAGCAAUUAUCAGGUUAUUAAUAAAAAUUAUCUGUGAUCAGAUUAGUAGACACAUAAAACAGGUCAAAUUACGUUCUGAAAAAAACACAAGUUCAAUGUUCAAACUAAGUUACAAACAGCA